AUGUCGGACGCCUACGCCCGUGAAGAACAGAACAAUGCGCUCCUGGCGUCCCUCUCGCAAAAGACCUCCGCGCUGAAGCACAUCACGCUGGACAUCUACGAUAAUGCACGAAGCCAAGACACGCUCGAUAACACGAACGAAGUCUUCAGCAACAUGAGCACGAGCAUCAAGGGCAGCGCCGGCCGCCUGACCCGCAUGGCCAAGCAGGGUGACAAAAUCGCCGUCUUGAAACUCGCCGGUAUCAUCAUUGUUGCCAUGCUGCUCAUCUACUAUGUUGGUGGCUGGAUUUGGGGGCUGUUGUUUGGCUGA
Molecule: messenger RNA, 309 nt
Organism: Exophiala aquamarina CBS 119918
Lineage: Eukaryota; Fungi; Ascomycota; Eurotiomycetes; Chaetothyriales; Herpotrichiellaceae
Product: blocked early in transport 1
Exons: 2
Coding region: 1-309 (102 amino acids)
Biological process (GO): intra-Golgi vesicle-mediated transport
Source: RefSeq, a predicted model, not a curated record